CUGAGGAACAAGAUAAAGUCUGUACCUAGACAUAAAAACAUGCAUAAUUAUUACAUCAACAACAGUAGCAGAGAUAGUUCCCUCUAUUCAGGAUAACGAUCUAUCUGCUAAAAUCAUCCAAGUGAAGAGAUAUGGAAUCUGGUGAUCAAGUUGCCGUGGUAAUGGUGCCUCUUCCGGGUCAAAGCCAUCUCAACCAGCUUCUUCAGCUGGCCGGCCUGAUAGCUUCCUACGGCCUUCAGGUUCACUUUGUUGGCUCCGCCACCCACAACCGCCAGGUCAAACUCCGGUCCAACGGCCUAAAACCUAAUUCAGGAAUCCAAUUCCAUGAUCUUCCAACUCCUCCCAUCGCCGCCGUGGAUCCUGAUCCAAGCUCGUUCGACAAACUACCCGUUCACAUGUAUCCAGCCGUCCAGGCCUAUGCCAACUUACGGGAACCUGUUCUCGGCCUUGUAGAAGAGCUGUCCCUGAAAACAAGAAGAGUUGUCAUCAUUUACGACAGGAUGAUGUUCGAGGUGGUUCGGGACGCUGUCUCAGUCCAGAAUGUGGAGUCUUAUGCAUUCAACUGCGUGUCGGGUUUUAAUCUCUUCUUCGUACUGUGGGAAGCGAUGGGGAAACCGAUCCAAGUAGAGGGACCGCUCAAAGACCCGCCUCCUAUCAGCGAAUUUAUGCCUGAGGGAGUUAUCAAAUUCAUCGUUUCUAGUAUUUUUAAAGAGAGAGAUGGAGAUAUCCAUAAUACCUGCAGAUUGAUAGAUGGUGCUUAUAUUGAUCUACUGUCCAGGGAGGAGAUCAGUGGGAGUACUAAGCCGCAAUGGGCUAUUAGACCAACACUACAGGUAGAUUUAAAUGCAAAUAACGAGGGAAAACCCCGGCAUAAAUGCCUGGAGUGGCUGGACAAACAAGCACCGGGAUCAGUGAUAUACGUUUCUUUCGGAACCACAACUUCGUUUUCAAAUGAAGAAGCCGGGGAGAUCGCUCUAGGCCUGGAACAAAGCAAGCAGAAGUUCAUAUUGGUGCUGAGAGAUGCCGAUAAAGCUGAUAUUUUUGCCGGAGAAGAGAGAAAGAUUGAGCUGCCAGAAGGGUUUGAAGAAAGAGUGCAAGAAAAUGGAAUGGUGGUGAGAGAUUGGGCUCCACAGCUGCAAAUUCUGGCUCAUAAAUCGACAGGAGGAUUUAUGACUCACUGCGGCUGGAAUUCGUGUUUCGAGAGCCUUUGGACUGGCGUGCCUGUAGCAGCCUGGCCGAUGCAUUCUGACCAGCCACUUAAUGCUCUAUUCUUGACAAGAGUUCUGAAAACAGGCCUGGUUGUGAGGGAGUGGGCGCAGAGGAAGGAGCUGGUCACAGCGUCGGUGAUUAAGAACGUCGUGGAGAGGUUGAUGGCGUCGAAAGAGGGCGACGAGAUUAGAAAAAGGGCGGAGGAGUUAAGCGCCGCCAUUAAAGUAUCCAUGGAUGAAGCUGGUUGCCCGGAAAUACAGAGCUUCAUUGCCCAUAUUACCCGAUGAAAAUUAUUGUUGUUCCGGCUAAAUAUUUGGAUUGGAUUUUUAUGUCGUUUUGUUUUCUACGUACAUCUAAUAUAUACUUCUUGUACGUUUAAU
Sesamum indicum (sesame) is the source of this 1589-nucleotide messenger RNA. RefSeq names its product zeatin O-glucosyltransferase-like. The record is from RefSeq and is a predicted model, not a curated record. Lineage: Eukaryota; Viridiplantae; Streptophyta; Magnoliopsida; Lamiales; Pedaliaceae. Gene Ontology annotation, molecular function: UDP-glycosyltransferase activity.